Molecule: messenger RNA, 1632 nt
Organism: Penicillium olsonii
Lineage: Eukaryota; Fungi; Ascomycota; Eurotiomycetes; Eurotiales; Aspergillaceae
Source: the annotation of a GenBank genome assembly
AUGGUUACCAAGAGUGGAUUUGGCAAGACCUCCAAGCGGGUUCCCGUCCGCCUGAGGCACAAGAUUGAGAAGUCUGCUGUCCAGAAGCAAAGAAAGCAGAAGAAGCUUGCAAAGAAGAACCCCGAAUGGCGGUCAAAGAUCAAGAAGGAUCCCGGCAUUCCCAAUCUCUUCCCCAACAAGGAUAAGCUCCUCCAUGACAUCGAAGAGCGCAAGCGCCUGAGGGCCGAAGAGAUCCAGCGCGCUCGCGAUGAGGCCAAGGCCCGUAAGGCCCAAGGCUUGCCCGUCGCAGCAACUGGCACUGAUGCCGCCGACAUCGACGAGGACGAUAUGCUUGACGACGAUAUGGAGGGCGACGACUCCAACCCCAUGGCUGCUCUUCUCGCAUCGGCCCGCGCCCGCGCCACAGAGUACGAUGACAACCAGAGCGAGGAUGACGAUGAGAUGGACGAGGAUGACGACGAAGAUGAAGAUGAGGACGAGAUGGAUGAAGACGAUGAGGGUGGCGCAUUGCUCGACGGAUCUGCCCCACCAUUGGUCACAGCGAAGUCUUUCACGAAGGAGAGCUCACGACGCCAGUUCGACAAGGUGUUCAAGCAGGUCAUUGACAACGCCGAUGUCGUUCUCUAUGUGCUUGAUGCCCGUGACCCCGAGGGCACUCGCUCCAAGGAGAUUGAGCGCGAGAUCAUGGCCGCCGACAGCGGCAACAAGCGUCUGAUUCUCAUCCUGAACAAGAUCGAUCUGGUCCCUCCCCCAGUUCUCAAGUCCUGGUUGAUCCACCUCCGCCGCUCCUUCCCAACUCUUCCCCUCAAGGCGUCCACCGGCGCUGGCAACGCACACAGCUUCGACCACAAGCAGCUGACCAUAAAGGGAACUUCCGACACCCUCUUCCGCGCGCUGAAGUCAUACGCCAACACCAAGCAGAUGAAGAGAUCCAUCUCUGUCGGUAUUAUUGGAUACCCCAAUGUCGGCAAGUCUUCCGUGAUCAAUGCCCUCACCGCACGACUGAACAAGGGCUCGAGCAAUGCUUGCCCCACCGGUGCCGAGGCCGGUGUCACUACCAGCCUGCGCCAGGUCAAGUUGGACAACAAGCUCAAGCUCAUUGACUCUCCUGGUAUUGUCUUCCCCAGCUCUAGCGACAAGAGCUCCACCAAGAAGAACAAGAAGCAAGAAGAGCAGGCCCGUCUCAUCCUGCUCAACGCCGUGCCUCCCAAGCAGAUCGAGGAUCCCAUCCCCGCAGUCAACCUCCUGAUCAAGCGUUUAUCUUCCUCAGAGCAGCUCAUCGCCAAGAUGCUGGAGGUCUACGGCAUCACUGCCCUCUUUCCCACCAGCAACGGUGACAAGACAAUGGACUUCCUCGUCCAGGUGGCCCGCAAGCGCGGCCGUCUUGGCAAGCGCGGUGUCCCCAACAUCGAGAGCGCUGCCAUGACCGUCAUCAACGACUGGAGAGAUGGUCGCAUCCAGGGCUGGGCCAAUGCGCCUGUGCUCAACGUGGUCGCAUCGACCGAUGCCCCGGCCAGCGCCGCCGAGCCUGGCGCUGACACCGCCCAGGUUGUCACCGAGUGGGCCAAGGAGUUCUGCAUUGAGGGCCUCUGGGGCAACGGACAGGGUGACGAUGAGGAAAUGGCCGAGUAA